Molecule: messenger RNA, 1080 nt
Organism: Chenopodium quinoa (quinoa)
Lineage: Eukaryota; Viridiplantae; Streptophyta; Magnoliopsida; Caryophyllales; Amaranthaceae
Exons: 8
Coding region: 1-1080 (359 amino acids)
Source: RefSeq, a predicted model, not a curated record
AUGACAUUAUUUGUUGAUCAGAUUGAUGCAUACAAAGAUGUCAUCUUGUUCAGAGGGAACUAUGAUAUUGCUAAUGCCUUAAUAAGACCAAUGAAUCUCCAAUAUAGGGCUAGGGAAACAGAUCUCCCAUUUGAGAUGACAGUAGGCAGCAGGACUCUCAUCCAAUCCUUGGAUCCCAAAGGAGAGCAAGUCUUUCCUAGAUAUCAGUCCCUUGCUUCUAUUCCUAAAGUUUCCCUUAAUGAUACUCGACAUGAUAUCCUUGUCAUUGUGUUGUACAUUGAAAGAAAACCAAGAAAAUUUGUCACAACUAUGAACAAAGAAUCUUUUGUGCGCGACCUAAUAGUGAUAAACCGUAGCACUGAUCAACCAGUAAAAGUAUGCGCCUUGAAUGACCUAUCAGGAAGCCAAUGUGAAACUCUUUUUUCUGAUGGUGACAAUUUCAAAGUCAUUGGUAUUACAGCUCUGUGUUCUGUCUCUCGCAAAGGGUUCCUGCUUGAAUCAACCAUUUCUACUAUAAUAGUCCAAGACCCUGAAGGUGAAAAAGCAGCUGCACUAACUGAAUGGGCAAGAAAACAUCGAACUGUUAUGACGGAUCAGCAAAAUAGAGUUACAGCUUCCUGGAAUCCGUUUGCCGGAAGAAUUUUAACUACAAUAAAUCGCAUCAAGGCUAAAAAGGCAACCACAACACUUCCACAGGAAAUAUAUUGGCUAAGAGUUGUUGCAUCUGAUAUUCAGUAUGACAGGCUUAGAACAUAUAUAGGGUGUUCUUAUUGUGGAAAGCGAACACAGCUUCCGCUCGGAACCAUCUAUAAUUGCACAGCUUGUGACAAAAAAGAAAUAAUUGCAACUCACCGAGCAACAAUCACAAUGACUUUUUCUGAUGCAACUGGAGCACUACAGCUCACUGCAUUCACUAAAAGCUGCCUCCCGCUUUUUAGGUUAUCUGCUGAAGAGAUUUAUCACAUGAAGGCUAUGGAUGAUACAGCUAGAUUCCGUAGAAUAGCUUAUAGGCUUUCAACUACAUACUUCUUGAUAAAGAUUGGUCCUACAACUACCUUAGAACAUAAUCAAGUUUUGUAA